AUGCCCGACAAGAGCUACCCGUUCACGCAAAAGACAGCAGUGAAGCACCACCACUCGGCUGUCGCCCAUCUCCCUCAUCUCCAUCUCCACCGCCAUGAUGCUGUCCCGAGCUGCGCGCCCGGCUCUCAGGGCUGGCAUGGCCGCCGCCGCCGCCCGGUACGCUGCCCCCCUCGUUUGGCAGCUUUUCUUGCGCCCGCCGCUGCCGGAGCCAUUGCCAUUGCCAUUGCCAUUGCCAUUGAAUUGUCCCUUGUAUCCAUUGCUGACCAUAUCUGUGGCUAUAGGCCUGCGACCCUCACUGCCACCAAUGCCGCCGGCUAUGCCACCCUCCGUGAAAUCGAGGGCCGUCUCAAGUCGAUUCGCAACAUCGAGAAGAUCACCAAGACGAUGAAGGUCGUCGCUUCCACCAAGCUCAACCGCGCCACCAAGGCCAUGGCCGAGUCCCGCAGAUACGGCCAGGCCUCCAACGCCGUCUUCGAGAGCGCCGAGACCAAGACUCUCGAGGGCGACGGAAAGCGGUCCUUGAUCAUUGUCUGCAGCUCCGACAAGGGUCUCUGCGGUGGUGUUCACUCUGGACUGUCGAGAAAGGUCAGGGGCAUGCUGGCUCAGACUCCCGAGACUGAUCUGGCCGUCAUUGGCGAGAAGUGCAAGGCGCAAUUGGGCCGUAACAACGCCAAGAACAUGGUUCUCAGCUUCUCUGGUGCCGGAAAGGACGUCCCUACGUUUGUCGACUCGCUCACCAUUGCCGACCAAAUUGCCAUGCUCCCCACCAAGUACGACUCGAUCAAGAUUGUCUACAACAAGUUCAUCAACGCUGGAAGUUACGAGGCUACCGACAUCGAGGCCUACUCGGAGGAGGCCAUCACUCAGUCUGCCAACUUCUCGGCUUUCGAGAUCGAGGAUGAGGCUCUCCCGAACCUCCGCGAGUACGCCCUUGCCAACUCGUUGUUCUGGGCACUUGCCGAGGGCCACGCUUGCGAGAUCUCUGCUCGCCAGAACGCCAUGGACAACGCUUCCAAGAACGCUGGUGAUAUGAUCAACAAGUUCCAGAUUCUGUACAACCGAACUCGCCAAGCCGUCAUUACUGGCGAACUUGUCGAGAUUAUUACUGGUGCUGCUGCGUCGGAAGGUUAA
This is a messenger RNA of Plenodomus lingam JN3, 1131 nucleotides long. NCBI's taxonomy places the organism in Eukaryota, Fungi, Ascomycota, Dothideomycetes, Pleosporales, Leptosphaeriaceae. The record is from RefSeq and is a predicted model, not a curated record.